AUGAAUAAUGACGAUCAUAUUUCUUAUUUAUGGAAAUCGUCAUUAAAUAUAUCGACAAAAACACAAGAAAAACAACUUUCAAAUUCAUUGCAUUUAUUAAACAAAAAUCGUAGAAAAUCAAUUAUUCCUUCAUCACAUUUACCGGUCAAAGUACCUAAAUCAUUCCCAAUGGAUAUUGAACAAGAUAAUUCAUUAAAUAAAAAUUAUUCAUUAGAAGAAACAGAACAACAAUCUCAACCCAGUACUAAUACUGCUUUAACAAGUCAAUCAAAUAACAAUUAUGAUAACAAUGAUUUAUUACAGAUGGACAAAAGUGAAAAUAUUAUUCACAAAGAAGAAACUGAUGAUGAAAAUAGUUUUGAUUCAUUUAUUAUACAAAAUUUUACAUAA
Rotaria sp. Silwood1 is the source of this 390-nucleotide messenger RNA. Lineage: Eukaryota; Metazoa; Rotifera; Eurotatoria; Philodinida; Philodinidae. The record is from the annotation of a GenBank genome assembly.